Messenger RNA from Carya illinoinensis, 2715 nucleotides. Its product is annotated as DNA gyrase subunit B, chloroplastic/mitochondrial-like. The coding region runs from base 81 to 2306 and encodes 741 amino acids. The transcript is spliced from 21 exons. Gene Ontology annotation, biological process: DNA topological change. Gene Ontology annotation, cellular component: chromosome. The record is from RefSeq and is a predicted model, not a curated record. Gene Ontology annotation, molecular function: DNA topoisomerase type II (double strand cut, ATP-hydrolyzing) activity; ATP binding; DNA binding. Lineage: Eukaryota; Viridiplantae; Streptophyta; Magnoliopsida; Fagales; Juglandaceae.
UAUAAUCCUCAAGGACGAGAGAAAAGGAGAAGCGCGGAGAUUGUGGAAAAUAGAAGGAAGAAACUUGUGGAAGUAUUACGAUGGCGCUUGUUUUCCUCAGGCCCUCGUCUCCUUAUCACCUCUUCUACUCUCUCCGACUACGCUUCAUGGCGUCUCGCUCCCUCUCUUCUUUCCAUUAUUCUUCUUGUCCUUCUCAGUUGUCUUCUUCUUCUUCUGUCGUUUUCUCUUCUCCGCCCCCCUUCUUCAAGCCUUCAAGGACGAAUUUUCCAUUGAGAAGGAUUUCGAUUCGCUUUGUUACGCGAAAUGCGGCGUCUCCGAGAGCUUUCAUGUCGACGAGUACAGCUGACGCUCUACAAGAAAGUGCCAACUCAAAAGCUUACGGGUCUGAUCAAAUUCAGGUACUGCAAGGCUUAGACCCUGUUAGAAAAAGGCCAGGGAUGUAUAUUGGAAGCACAGGACCUCGUGGUUUACACCACCUGGUUUAUGAAAUAUUAGAUAAUGCUGUUGAUGAGGCUCAAGCGGGAUUUGCUUCAAAGAUAGAUGUUGUUCUGCAUGCAGAUGAUUCUGUGAGCAUCACUGACAAUGGUCGCGGGAUUCCUACUGAUUUGCAUCCAGUUACAAAGAAAUCUGCAUUAGAGACUGUGUUGACGGUACUUCAUGCAGGUGGCAAAUUUGGUGGUUCCAGUAGUGGAUAUUCUGUGUCAGGUGGUUUGCACGGUGUGGGUUUAUCUGUCGUUAAUGCCUUGUCUGAGGCACUAGAAGUUACCAUUUGGCGUGAUGGAAUGGACUACCAGCAAAAAUAUUCUCGCGGGAAGCCUGUGACAACUCUAACAGCUCAAGUACUUCCACCUGAAUUGAAAGAUCAUCUAGGAACACGCAUCAGAUUUUGGCCAGACAAAGAAGUAUUCACUACUGCUAUUCAGUUUGACUACAACACAAUAGCUGGAAGAAUUAGGGAGCUAGCUUUUCUCAACCCAAUGCUUACCAUCACUCUUAAAAAAGAGGAUAAUGAUUCCGAGAAGAACCAGUAUAAUGAGUACUACUAUGCUGGGGGGUUGGUUGAAUAUGUGAGAUGGCUAAAUGCUGAUAAGAAACCGCUUCAUGAUGUCGUGGGUUUCAGAAAAGAAAGUGAUGGCAUCACAAUUGAUGUAGCUCUCCAAUGGUGUUCCGAUGCGUAUUCAGAUACGAUGCUGGGAUAUGCUAACAGUAUUCGUACAGUUGAUGGAGGCACCCAUAUAGAUGGUACAAAGGCUUCUUUAACAAGAACUCUAAAUAACCUUGGGAAGAAGUCAAAGAUUAUCAAGGAGAAGGAUAUUACUUUAAGCGGUGAACAUGUAAGGGAGGGUUUAACGUGUGUGGUCUCGGUCAAGGUUCCAAAUCCAGAAUUUGAAGGACAAACAAAGACAAGGUUGGGAAAUCCAGAGGUGCGAAAAGUGGUUGAUCAAUCUGUUCAAGAGUAUCUUACUGAAUACUUAGAGUUACAUCCAGACGUACUUGAUUCGAUACUUUCCAAGUCUCUAAAUGCUCUAAAGGCAGCUCUGGCGGCAAAGAGGGCAAGGGAAUUGGUGAGACAAAAGAGUGUAUUACGAUCGUCAUCUCUUCCUGGAAAGCUAGCCGAUUGCUCAUCCACAAAUCCUGAAGAAUCAGAGAUCUUUAUAGUUGAAGGAGAUUCAGCUGGCGGAAGUGCAAAGCAAGGUCGUGAUAGGCGCUUUCAGGCUAUUCUUCCUUUGAGGGGUAAGAUUCUGAACAUUGAAAGAAAGGAUGAGGCGGCAAUGUACAAAAACGAAGAGAUUCAAAAUCUCAUUCUUGGUCUUGGACUUGGAGUAAAGGGGGAAGACUUCAAAAAGGAGGCUCUUCGAUAUCAUAAGAUUAUCAUCUUAACAGAUGCUGAUGUAGAUGGUGCACACAUCCGAACAUUGCUGUUGACAUUUUUCUUCAGAUAUCAGAGAGCCUUAUUUGAUGAAGGUUUCAUAUAUGUUGGUGUUCCACCCCUUUACAAGGUUGAAAGGGGGAAGCAAGCAUACUACUGCUAUGAUGAUUCUGAACUGAGAAAGCUUCAGAAAUCUUUCCCUUCAAAUGCAUCAUACAACAUUCAGAGGUUCAAAGGCCUGGGAGAGAUGAUGCCUGUACAAUUAUGGAAUACAACAAUGGAUCCAGAGCAAAGGCUGCUAAAGCAGUUAGUGGUUGAAGAUGCUGCUGAGGCAAAUGUUGUAUUUUCCUCCCUUAUGGGUUCCCGGGUGGAUGGCCGGAAGGAACUAAUACAGAAAUCUGCAAGCAUGAUUAAUCUUGACCAGCUGGAUAUUUGAAGGUGGCUUGUGUACUAGCGUCAAUACUGCAUGCGAUAAGAUGGAGAGAUGAUGGAAACUCGUUUACUGUGUUAACAGUGGUAACGCAAAAAUGGAUUGUGGUGCAGCUUCUAAUUGUGGUCAACACCAUUUACGAAGGCAUUCAGUUUUCUUGAUCUUUGGGCCAAAAUUCGUGAUAAUUGAUUGCUCUUUUUUUGAGCGUGGGAGGGAAAUAUAAAUAGGUGGAUGGAAGGGAAUUUUUGCCUUAAGUGUGUAAACAUACUGUUGUCCACAUGCUAUGGUUUUUAUUCGAACGUUGUACUAUUUUGACGUUACUUUUUCCAAGUUGGAUUAGCUAGAGAGCAAACAAGACCGACUAAUGUGCCUAAUUCAGUAGUUUAUUAUAUUCGACAUCUUAUCCAACAGAUAA